UUUUUUUUAGAGCAGGGUUAACUGUUUUUUGGCAGAUUGGUUUCUGGGGGACUCUAUAGAAGGCCUUGCGGGAUUUCUUUCUUUGAGGGGGGGCGGUGGUCCCGACUUGGCCAGCCGCCUGCUGGAGGGGGGCAGCGGGGAGCGAGGGGAUGCGAACCCGGCUCCCCCCACCAUGAUGAAGACGGAGCCUCGGGGGCCCGGGGGUCCCCUCCGGAGCGCCUCCCCGCACCGCAGCGCUUACGAAGCGGGCAUCCAGGCAUUGAAACCUCCCGAUGCGCCCGGGCCCGAUGAGACACCCAAGGCGGCCCACCAUAAGAAAUAUGGCUCCAACGUCCACCGCAUCAAAAGUAUGUUCCUGCAGAUGGGCACCACCGCGGGGCCGCCAGGGGAGGCGGGAGGCGGCGCGGGCAUGGCCGAGGCCCCGCGGGCGUCCGAGCGCGGCGGCGUGCGCCUGUCCCUGCCGCGGGCCAGCAGCCUGAACGAGAACGUGGACCACAGCGCCUUGCUCAAACUGGGCACCAGCGUGUCUGAGCGCGUGAGCCGCUUCGACUCCAAGCCCGCGCCCUCGGCGCAGCCGGCUCCGCCACCGCACCCGCCGUCCCGGCUGCAGGAGACGCGGAAGCUGUUCGAACGGAGCGUCCCCGCGGCCUCGGGUGGCGACAAGGAGGCCGCGGCCCGGCGGCUGCUGCGGCAGGAGCGCGCCGGCCUGCAGGACCGGAAGCUGGACGUCGUGGUGCGCUUCAACGGCAGCACCGAGGCGCUGGACAAGCUGGAUGCUGACGCCGUGUCGCCGACGGUCAGCCAGCUCAGUGCGGUCUUUGAGAAAGCCGACUCGAGGACCGGCCUUCACCGUGCGCCCGGGCCCCCCCGGGCCGCGGGGGCGCCCCAGGUCAACUCGAAGCUGGUCAGUAAGCGGUCCCGGGUGUUUCAGCCGCCGCCGCCGCCUCCCGCCCCGUCGGGGGAUGCCGCGACCGAGAAGGAGCGUGGCCCUGGAGGGCAGCAGCCCCCACAGCACCGAGUGGCCCCUGCGCGACCGCCGCCAAAGCCUCGGGAGGUGCGCAAGAUCAAGCCGGUGGAGGUUGAGGAAAGUGGGGAGUCUGAGGCCGAGUCGGCUCCCGGGGAAGUGAUCCAGGCUGAGGUGACCGUCCAUGCAGCCUUGGAGAAUGGCAGCACCUCGGCCACCACAGCCAGCCCCGCACCCGAGGAGCCCAAGGCCGAAGCGGUCCCCGAAGAGGAAGCAGCGUCUGUGGUGACGCCGGAGAGGGGGGUGGACAAUGGCCGGGCUCCGGACAUGGCCCCUGAGGAGGUGGAUGAGUCCAAGAAGGAGGACUUCUCGGAAGCGGACUUGGUGGAUGUGAGCGCCUACAGUGGACUCGGGGAGGACUCUGGGGGCAGUGCCCUGGAGGAGGACGAUGAAGAAGAUGAUGAGGAGGAUGGGGAGCCCCCCUACGAGCCGGAGUCAGGGUGUGUAGAGAUUCCCGGUCUCUCAGAGGAAGAGGAUCCGGCCCCGAGUCGGAAGAUCCAUUUCAGCACCGCACCGAUCCAAGUAUUCAGCACCUACUCCAAUGAGGACUAUGACCGACGCAAUGAAGAUGUGGAUCCCAUGGCAGCCUCUGCAGAGUAUGAGUUAGAGAAGCGUGUGGAGAGAUUGGAGCUGUUUCCUGUGGAGCUGGAGAAGGACUCUGAGGGCCUGGGCAUCAGCAUCAUUGGCAUGGGGGCCGGAGCUGACAUGGGCCUGGAGAAGCUGGGCAUCUUCGUCAAGACUGUGACCGAGGGUGGCGCAGCCCAUCGGGAUGGCAGGAUUCAAGUAAAUGAUCUACUGGUGGAGGUGGAUGGAACAAGCCUGGUAGGAGUGACGCAGAGCUUCGCAGCAUCUGUCCUCAGGAAUACCAAGGGCCGAGUGCGGUUCAUGAUUGGUCGGGAGCGGCCUGGAGAACAGAGUGAAGUGGCCCAGCUAAUUCAGCAGACCUUGGAGCAGGAGAGAUGGCAGCGGGAGAUGAUGGAGCAGAGAUACGCCCAGUAUGGAGAGGAUGAUGAGGAGACAGGAGAGUAUGCCACCGAUGAGGAUGAAGAACUGAGCCCCACGUUCCCAGGGGGCGAGAUGGCCAUCGAAGUGUUCGAACUAGCAGAGAAUGAAGAUGCACUGUCCCCCGUGGAGAUGGAGCCAGAGAAGCUGGUGCACAAGUUCAAGGAGCUCCAGAUCAAGCAUGCUGUCACUGAAGCGGAAAUCCAGCAGCUGAAACGGAAGUUGCAGAGUCUGGAGCAGGAGAAAGGGCGCUGGCGGGCGGAGAAGGCCCAGCUGGAGCAGAGUGUGGAGGAGAAUAAGGAACGAAUGGAGAAGCUGGAGGGCUACUGGGGUGAAGCCCAGAGCCUGUGCCAGGCUGUGGAUGAACACCUGCGGGAGACCCAGGCCCAGUAUCAGGCCCUGGAACGCAAGUACAGCAAGGCCAAACGUCUCAUCAAGGACUACCAGCAAAAGGAGAUCGAGUUCCUGAAAAAAGAGACUGCACAGCGUCGGGUACUGGAAGAGUCAGAGCUAGCUAGGAAGGAGGAAAUGGACAAGCUUCUGGACAAGAUCUCAGAACUGGAAGGAAACCUGCAGACCCUGAGGAAUUCCAAUUCUACUCUUCAGCACCCAGGUUGGCUGCUCCGCGGAUGCUUGUUGAAUAAAAGAUCGAGAGAAUUAGGAGCCCUACAGACCCUGCAAAGGGGGCGGAAAGCCCCGUGCGUCCCCAAGCGGGACCGCCCCCCUGGUCGGUUCCCUGACACUCGCCGGCUCCCAGCGCGCAGACUCCCUAGCGCCGCGUCUCUGGCGGUCCGAGAAGUAGCGGCGCAAUUGGGAUCCCCGGCCCCGGCGCGGGCACCCGCCGCCUCCUCCCCUCGGUCCUUGUGGCCUCCGCCCCACUCGCCCGCCUCCUCCUCCCCUCCCGCUCUUUGUCUCCCGGGCGACCGGCAUCCCCACAAGCGCCCCCCAUAUUGCCUUAUCCCGGACGACCCCACGGACCUAGCCUCCGCGACGCUGCACAAAUCGGCCGGUGGCGCGAGGGUCCAAGAUAUCGGCGGGGGCGGGGCAGGAGGGACCCUCCCCUCCAAUCCCCCAACAACACUCUGGGAUGGAGCGACUGGAGCCAGCCCGGAGCCCCCCGCGGCCAGGGUGAAAGUCCUCCGCCCCUCUCCCGCCCCAUACUCCGAGCAACAUGGGCCUGAGGGGUUCCUGGGGCGCUGGACGCUGGAAAUGACGGAUGCUGGAGUGAGUGGUCUUGCUGGUGAUGCCAGCUUCCUGCUGCACAAUUCAGAAAAGCAAGUGAUGAGGGCCCCAGUGAUGGAGGAAGAAGAGCUGGAUGGGAUGAUGGUCAUGGCUUCCUCGAAGCUCCGAGAACCUGUGGAUGAAGUUUUUGACCUGGACUUGGCUGUACCAGAGACCACCAGACUGGACAGUAGCUUACAUAAAGCCCGGGCCCAGCUACUGGCCAAGGGCCGGAGACACCGGCCUUCGCGCUCCAGGCUACGUGACAGUGCCAGCUCUGCUGAGGAUGGUGAAGGCUCUGAUGGGCCCGGAGGCAAGGUGACCGAUGGCUGCGGUAGCCCGCUGCACCGGCUACGCUCGCCUCUGCACUCGGGCCCAGGUUCCCCCGCCGGUGGCUCUUUCUGCCUGGAGCCCCCCGGCUUGCGGCGCAGUCUGGAUGAGGACGAGCCCCCGCCCUCGCCCCUUGCCCGCUACCGGCCCCUGCACAACGCCGCCUCGCACGAGGGCCUGGCCGCCACCUCUGGCUCGCCUACGCGCUCCGCACCCUCCUCGGACAGCUCGCCCAGCUUCGUGCGCCGCUACCCCGGAGUAGAGCUUCACAGCGAAGAUGACAGCCGGGAUGCCAGCCCCCCUGAGCCUGCCAGCCCCACCAUCGGCUUGGAUAAGAAGACCCGCAGAAAAUUCCUGGACCUAGGGGUCACUCUCCGCCGAGCGUCCACUGGCAAGAGCCGGAAGGAGAAGGGUAGCAACCGCCUGUCCAUGGGCAGCAGGGAGUCCGUAGAAGGUUCUGGAAGGACUGGGAGCUCCCCGUUCCUGCCCUUUUCCUGGUUCACAGACAGCGGCAAAGGCUCUGCUUCCUCAGGGAGCACCACCUCCCCGACCUGUUCACCCAAACACGAGAGCUUCAGCCCCAAGAAGUCAGCUUCCCAGGAAUCCACCCUGAGUGAUGACUCCACCCCUCCCAGCAGCAGCCCCAAGAUCCCCAGUGGUCCUCGACAGGAGACCAAGUGCUCCUAUCCCUACCACACAUUGUCCCAGUCUUCGGAUGAGUUCCUGGAUGAGUCUCUUCCUACCAUACAACACUGGACCAGCCAGCAGGUGGGCCAGUGGCUGUGCAGCCUCAACCUGGAACAAUAUGCUGCCGAGUUUGCUGCCCGACAGGUGGAUGGGCCGCAGCUCCUGCAGCUGGAUGGAAGCAAACUGAAGAGCCUGGGGCUUAGCAACUCGCAUGACCGGGCACUGGUGAAGCGGAAGUUGAAGGAGCUGGCAGCUGCUGCUGAGAAGGAACGGAAGGCACAGGAGAAGACUGCAAGGCAGCAGGAGAAGCUCCGGCGCCGAGAGCAUGAGGCUAAGAAGAGCUAGGGAUGGCUGGCGGGGCGGGCACCCCGGAGCACUUGCAGCCACCUUCGCGGGCCUCACCAGAGAAGUAGGGUCUAGGCACCAGCUUGUUGGGGCACAUGACUCCCUCUCACCCUGUCUGGACCGAAUCCUCUGGAGGGAUAUCCCUCGGAGAGGGCCCAGUAAUAAACCCGAUUUUGAGGA
Messenger RNA from Phodopus roborovskii (desert hamster), 4789 nucleotides. RefSeq names its product neurabin-2. Bases 173 to 4609 code for a protein of 1478 amino acids. The record is from RefSeq and is a predicted model, not a curated record. Gene Ontology annotation, molecular function: actin filament binding. The transcript has 22 exons. Gene Ontology annotation, cellular component: dendrite; actin cytoskeleton; cytoplasm. Gene Ontology annotation, biological process: calcium-mediated signaling; neuron projection development; actin filament organization. Lineage: Eukaryota; Metazoa; Chordata; Mammalia; Rodentia; Cricetidae.